Entelurus aequoreus (snake pipefish) is the source of this 2649-nucleotide messenger RNA. RefSeq names its product TSEN34 tRNA splicing endonuclease subunit (gene tsen34). The record is from RefSeq and is a predicted model, not a curated record. Gene Ontology annotation, molecular function: nucleic acid binding; tRNA-intron lyase activity. Gene Ontology annotation, biological process: tRNA-type intron splice site recognition and cleavage; tRNA splicing, via endonucleolytic cleavage and ligation. Gene Ontology annotation, cellular component: tRNA-intron endonuclease complex. Bases 133 to 909 code for a protein of 258 amino acids. The transcript has 5 exons. NCBI's taxonomy places the organism in Eukaryota, Metazoa, Chordata, Actinopteri, Syngnathiformes, Syngnathidae.
GUUUACGGCAUGUCGCAAACGCGUUGAAAAUGUGCGGCACACUAGCUAAGAUGCUAUGUAAACAACAUAAAUCAUCGAAUCCAGCCUCUCGGCGCGUUGGAUUGUCAGUUUUUGUGUAUUAAGAGAGAAAAGAUGGCUGACAAAGAGGAGGAGCCAUCUCUCCAGGUCGUUGGUGUGAGUCACUGUGACUCCGCCCCCCUGCUGUGGAGGAUGAAGGACCUGCGGACGGUCAGGUCCCUUGGCCUGGUGGGGGCGCUGCUGGGGUCUCUGCCGCGGACCCCCCGACAGAACGUCCGCCUGGGCCGGCCAUUGUUGCUACUGCCAGAGGAAGAGCGCCUACUAGCAGAGCGAGGCGUGUCCGCCAUCUCGCCACCGGGACCGCUGGACGCUGAAGGGGCGGAGCUUCGUCAGCAGGUGGCACAGUUCGAGGAGAACCUGCGGUGGAGUUUUGACGAGCAGCACAUACUCGCUCUGCGCGACAGGAAGUCAGCGCUGGUCAGAGCCAUGAGCUCAUCGCGUGCAGAGUCUGGAUCGGGCGGCGAUGAUGAGGACCUGCGUGGACGCCUGGAGGCGUUGGAAGGCAGCUUCAGCUUCCCUCGCUCUGCGUUGGCGGUCCAGCUCAGCACAGCAAGGGCGGGAUUGGCCUACUGCCCCGAGGACCGCACCCUCCUCCUGGCAGGCGUGCCCACUGGCCAAGACCCACAAUGCAACACACGAUACCAGGUGUUUAGAGACCUGAGGGGGCGGGGCUUCUACCUUACUUCAGCCGGCAAGUUUGGCGGUGAUUUUCUCGUCUAUCCCGGUGAGCGAUCCCCUUCGUUUCCACGCUCACUUCAUCGCCGUGUGUCUGUCCGAGGACGAGAGCGUGGCGGUGCUGGACGUCCUCGCCGUGGCUCGGCUGGGCUCUAACGUCAAGAAGACUGUCCUCUUGUGCUCGCCGCAGAGUGGCGGAGGCGUGACCUACUCGUCCCUGCAGUGGAGCGGGAUGGUUUAAACCACGCCUUCCACUUCCUUCAAGUGAGAGCUUCAGUUUUUUUUUUACAAACGUAAUUAAAAUGUCUUGUUUAUACUCAGAACCUCUUUUUACGAACUCCAACAUGGUUUGUAAGUAGAAAAAGGUGUAAAGAUAAGCAAACUCCUCCAUAAGAAAUAAUGUAAACAUGAAUAAUUGGUUCCAACCUCGACAAAAGUCCAUGUUUUAGAGAAGGUUUUUACACUUUGAACAUGAUAUGAAGUGCUAUACAGUACUGUAUAUCAAACUAACAUAACAAGGAGGUGCUGGAUUUCUUAUUAACAAGCUAAAACAACAAUGACAAGCCAAACUGUGACAACACGCGCACAUACAGAAGUCCCUUUGGUGGUCGAAAAGUUUUUACAUUAAAUCAAAUUUCUCCACAAGAAACAAUGUUAAAAAAAUUAUAAUUGGUUCUGGCUUUGGUAAAAAUCUAUAUUUUAGUCAAAGUAUGGACACUUUAAACACAACAUGGAGUGCUAUACAGUACAAACAUAACAAGGUGGUGAUGAAUAACUAUAUUUACAAGCUAAAACAACGAUGACAAGCUGAUGACACAAGUCUCUUUGGUGCCUUCACAAACGAUCACAAGUCACACAAUAAAAAGGGUUAAACUGGAUUGUAUAUCAAACAAACAUAACCAGGUGGUGAUGAAUAACUAUAUUUACAAACAAUGACAAGCUGAUGACACACAGAAGUCUCUUUGGUGCACUCACAAACGAUCACAAAUCACAUGAUAAAAAUGACAACACUGGGCUGUAUAUCAAAUAAAUAUAACAAGGUGGUGAUGAAUAACUAUAUUUACAAGCUAUAUAUACCGGACUGUAUAUGAAACAAACAUAACAAGGUGGUGAUGAAUUAACUAUAUUUUCAAGCUAAAACGACGACGACAAGCUGAUGACACACAAGUCUCUUUGGUGCCCUCACAAACGAUCACAAAUCACAUAAUAAAAAGGACUACACUGGACUGCAUAUGAAACAAACAUAACAAGGUGGUGAUGAAUUAACUGUAUUUACAAGCUAAAACAACAACGAUGACAAGCUGAUGACACACAAGUCUUUUUGGUGCCCUCACAAAUCAUGCAAUAAAAAGGACUACACUGGACCGUAUAUCAAACAAAAAUAACAAGAAUGGACCAACUUUCUAUAUAAUAAGGUGAAAACUAGCUGAACUGUCCUCAUUUCUAGCCGCCUUGCCGACACACACACAUACAGUUCGGACCUCGGUUUAUGAACUUGAUUGGUUCUUGAACAGGGUUUGUAAGUAGAAAAAUGUGUAUAGUUAAGCAAACUCCUCCAUAAGAAAUAAUUUAAACAUGAAUAAUUGGUUCCAACCUUGACAAAAGUCCCAUGUUUUAGAGAAGGUUUUUACACUUUGAGCAUGAUAUGAAGUGCUAUACAGUACUGUAUAUCAAACUAACAUAACAAGGAGGUGCUGGAUUUCUUAUUAACAAGCAAAAACAACAACGACAAGCCGAACUGUGACGACACACGCACACACAGAAGUCCCUUUGGUGCCCUCACAAAAUAUCAGAAAUCACAAAAAUCUUCAACUUUAACAACCAUAUUGCUACAAUAAUAAACAUUUCAGAAAGUAAAAUUUACUCACGGUACAUUAACAUCGGCAAAGGAGCAGA